This is a messenger RNA of Huiozyma naganishii CBS 8797, 4548 nucleotides long. It is a transcript of the gene SSK22, whose product is annotated as mitogen-activated protein kinase kinase kinase SSK22. Gene Ontology annotation, biological process: protein phosphorylation. The record is from RefSeq and is a predicted model, not a curated record. The transcript has a single exon. The coding region runs from base 1 to 4548 and encodes 1515 amino acids. Gene Ontology annotation, molecular function: ATP binding; protein kinase activity. NCBI's taxonomy places the organism in Eukaryota, Fungi, Ascomycota, Saccharomycetes, Saccharomycetales, Saccharomycetaceae.
AUGUCCGAACAAGAUUACUUCUCCCUCGAUUCUCCGAGGGAGCACGCAGUAGACCAUUGGGCGGGUCCCACUGAUAGAGAGAGGUUGGGCCCUGAGAGUUUACAGAAAUCAGUGCUCAUAGAAGGACAAGGGGCGUCCUCGAACAAGGGCGCCGGUUCACCCAAGCUGCAAAGUCCGAGGAGACCGGAAAGUCACCACACAAGUUUCUCUGAUUAUCCACACAGUGGGCAUGCUGUCAGGCCUGUGACUAUGAGCCGGUUUUCAUCCACACCAGGGGUCUCCUCACUGCACCACAAAAUAUUGACUCACAAGGAUGGCACUACAAGAAGACCCCUGACGAAUACUCUGAUGACUCAACUUGAAAGGGGGCAGUUACCACCUUACACGGCAGAGCGGAGUAAGAUACGAUCCAAAUCCUUGGUGGUCCCCAGUGGCAGGGAAACAAGAAAAACUAUCUCCUUGGAGCUAGACCCCUCUAGUCCGACUCUAAUCCACUUCUCACCCCUCUCGAGGGAAGCUUUGUUUAAUUACAGGCGUAGCAGCACUUCAAAUCCUACUACACCAAAGGGGAUACAAUAUAUUAUUCCGUCGUCACAGUGUGCUACAGAGACAUGGUCGCCCCUAACGUCCAUACCGUCUAGUAGGUCGAGCAGCAUUCGACCAGACUCUGCCAGCUCAAUUGGUACUUUCCCAACUGUCAAGAAACAGUACAUUUUGAACGAACAGCUGUAUUUGAGCAAACUGAAAAGCUCAAUCCCAGAUGAUGAUUACUAUACUAGAAGAAUAACACCAGGAGCGUAUCUGAAUGUAGAUACGGAUGACGACCAGGGGGAACAUUUGGAGUACCCCUUAGAAUUAAACACAGCAGUGAAUGGUAAUGAAGAUUUUACAAGCACAGGUAGUAUAGUGACCCCCCAUGCGGAAGAAACCCACUUUCUCCAUCCAGACUUUAUUAAACAAAGAUUGAACUCGCUACAAUAUUCAGAUUCAGAGACGACUACGGGUGACAUUCUCGAUUCAGAUAUGAGUGGGCUUAUAACCGAUUCUCGUGUGUCAAGGAGAAUUGAAUGGCAAAGACUGCUGACCUCUGUGUUGCGUGGGGAUAUUGUGAAAAGUGAAAAGACCAAAAUAAUCAAGGAAAAUAUAGGUACAAACUUUGGUAAACACUAUGGAUAUGAUUUAUGGUUGGAUUUGAGGGCUUGGUUGUCUGGUAAAUCAAGUGCACAGUUAUCACAAAACUUAAUAGUCCUCAGAAAGCUUUCAGACGAUAUAAUUGUAGAGAUUCUUAAUUUCAGAGUACCCAAAGAAAUUGCAGGUGACCGAGUUUUGAUAGUCGAUGAAUUGAAGAAUUUAAUGAAUAAAUAUUACAAGAUACUGGGAUACUGGCCCAACAUACGAGAUAUGGCAAAGGACAAGCCCGUUAUUACCAGCCUCGAACUGACCGAAACAAUUGACACAAUAAACAAUUGGCUAAACCUUCGCACAGGGUUCCUGCAUGUCACGAAGCAUCUUAAGCAAUGGACAAACGGGGGCAACUCGAACUUUGACGAAUCAUAUGAAUUAACCAUUUCAACAGCUUUAGUUGGACAGCUCAUCAAAGAGAAAGAUAUUGAAAAGAUUUUUGAAAAAAAGGUAUUCUCGCAGUUGGCACCCUGGCUGGCAAAGGGGAAAAUUUUUUGUCUGAACUAUCAGAAUAUUAUGGCUAAAAUGAAUCUCACUUGCGAUUAUAAAUGGAUUGAGGAACUGCUUUUAUUUCCGAUGAGACUCUUGAAAGAAGUUAUUCUUCUACGUAUCGUAUAUGCUGAAAAAAUCAAAACACCCACAAUGAUGAUGGUGGACCAAACGAUUGAAAAUUUAACUUCUUAUAUCAAACUGGCAGUGCAAUUAAAAUACACAUUGGUUGAAUAUACCACGGAUUUGCCAUUUCAUAUUCCUUUUGACCCAGAUUUUGACGAAACGGUGCUAAAGGCACUAUCAUUGCUAUUCACGUUUCUUCACCUGAAAAUCUUGGAGUGCAACAAAAUGUCAUACCCAUUUUUCAAAGAAGUCGAUGUCUUAUUGAAGCAUUGGGAGGAUUUGAAAAAUGUAGGCCAAUAUGUGAAAUACUCUGGGGCAUUGAUAGCUAGCGAGUUUAGUAAAUUGAUGCUUAGAAUUCUGCAUAGGUUACAUGCAUAUUUAUUACAACAACAGAAUAAACAGCCUCAUUUUAAAGAUAAUGUGCAUUCCCAAAAGUGGCUUACAGAGUUCUUUGAAAAUUUAGGAUCAAUGAAAAAAAGACUCAACAGGUUCUCUAUCAUUUUGACUAAAGCAUUUCAAAACGCUGUAAUUUAUAACGUCAAAGACGCUUCCAAAAUGACACAGCUGCUUCAUCACUUUGGAUAUUUUCUGAUUUACUCUGGAGAUGAUGUUAAAAUGGAUGGAAAAUACGUCUUCGGAAGCCCAGAAUUACUGGGCUCAAGUUCACAGGAAAUUAUAAAUAUUCUUGAAAAUCACGAUAUCGGAUCUGAUAUAAUACCAAGGUUACAGAUUGAGAAUAGUCUUAUUCUUUACAACGCAACAAGCCCCAUCCUCGAAGGGUUUUUUCCAGGGGAUAAAAAAUUUAGAGGGAACGGAUCGCAAUCAAAGCUUAGUUCGACCAGUGGCACAUCUAAGAAUUCAAAGUUUCAUCCCUUACCUCAUUUUGAAGACCUCAGUGCCCUCCAAAAAGAACUGGGGGAUAUUGAGGCAAGAUUACAGUCCUUAGGUCAUCUGAUCAUAUUCUGUAUUGAGGAUCCCAUACUUUGGAAAGGACCUGUUGUUAGUUUUUCAGGCAUUCGUCUGGGUAGCUUUCAUGCUGGCAUGAAGCCCGGUACUAUGAUUUUGAUGAAUCAAGGAUCUAACAUAGCUCUUUCGUGUCAAAGCUCCACAUUUGAAAGGUCGCAGUGUGUUUUCUUUAUGGAAAGACGAUGUUCCCUUAAAUCAGUUGAAAGUAAUCUCCAGCGAAUUAACAAGGCCUAUUUUAGGUUGGCUUAUACUGUACUGAGUAAUGUUGAUAAAACAGUGGCUAAGUUCCGCUCUAUUAGCUGUGCCAAUGAUCCGGUAAACAGUAUCUUCGUCUUCACAAAGGAUUUCGGGCUGAAUUUUCUGAAGACUAACGUUGCUGAUCCCGAAAAGAAGUCUAUUCUUGUACACCUCAUGGUUCAAAUGAGCAUUAAAUGGCUGACGUUUCUAGUAAAUGAUUGUGAUGUUUUCGAUGAAAGGACAUUUAGAUGGUGUAUUCCUGCUCUGGAAUAUGCCGUUCGUGUCUUAGACGGGUUAAAUGUUUUGAUUUUAGACGAGGAUGAGUUUCGGCUACUCAAGAAAAGAAUAGCAAGCUGUAUGUCUUUACUCAUCUCUCAUUUUGAUGUGAUGGGAGCAAGGACUUUUGAGACAGCAAAAAAACUACAUCAGCCCAGAUCAGACAAAUUUGAAGCCGAACACAAGGUUGACGAUGAUGAAGUCAUGUUAGGUCUGAAUUCGCAGGUUCGUGUCAGUGCAAUUGUAGCAAUGGAGCAAGCGAAUGCAAGUAGAAAUACUUUUAAGAUAGGGCACGUUGUAGACGAUGCAGACGAGGAUAAUCGUUUUAUCCUAUCACUUGUGUCGUCUCUUUCAAAUGUUUCGAUCAGAUGGCAAAAGCGCGACUUUGUCGGUAGCGGCAACUUUGGUACAGUGUUUUCUGCUGUGAACCUAGACACGGGCGACAUAUUGGCUGUUAAGGAGAUCAAGCUUCAUAAUGUAAAGAAAAUGGAGCGCAUUUACUCGUGCAUUAAGGAGGAGAUCGAGAUUAUGGAGAGGUUAAAUCAUCCGAACGUCAUCAAUUGCUACGGAGUGGAGGUCCAUCGGGAUAAACUAAACAUUUUCAUGGAUUACUGUGAAGGUGGAUCACUAAGCAGUUUGUUGGAUCACGGACGAAUUGAAGAUGAAGUUGUAACCCAAGUGUACUCCUUAGAGCUACUAGAAGGUUUGGCGUACCUCCACAGGUCUGGAGUAGUUCAUCAAGACAUUAAACCACAAAAUAUCUUGCUCAAUCAUAACGGUUUGAUCAAGUAUGUCGAUUUUGGCACUGCAAGGAAAAUCACUGCUAAUGAGAGUGCGUCAGUCAAUUUGGAUGGGAAAGUGUUGACUCCUCCCCCGGCAUCCGGUGGCACCGAUAAAAAAUUUGAUACAACAGUCAGGGACAUGAUCGGGACCCCAAUGUACAUGGCGCCGGAAGUAGUGAGUGGGUCAGAUAGGAGCGGUUGCUACGAAUCCGGAGAUAUAUGGUCGCUUGGUUGCGUGAUACUAGAGAUGGUAACGGGCAAGAGUCCCUGGUGGAAUCUAGAAAACGAAUGGGCUAUAAUGUACCAUGUGGCUGCAGGCCACACCCCACCAUUACCGAGCGAGAAUGAGAUCUCUGAUUUGGGUAGGGAGUUCUUGGAACGAAUGUUGGUGGCCGAUCCGAAGAAAAGGGCCACGGCGGUCGAACUGCUGGUAGAUCCCUGGAUUGUGCAGAUCAGGGAACUGGCGUUCAAACCGAAUGAGGAAACGUAA